AAUAAUGUACACUGACAUAUAAUAAGCGGUUGGUAGAAUAAGAUCAAUAUUUACCAUGCAUGCAACAUAAUUAACUGCGCAUGGUGAGAAAUAAGGAACAGAAAAACUUAUAGUAAUGUGAAAUUUGUCAAUCAUUUUCAUUUUAUUUCAUAUUUAGUCACCGAUCAUGAAACUCCCGCUUUGAUAAUUGUUGGAUCAUGUGCAAUGAAAUCGUCAUGUGAAACAAAAUAGAAUAUCAAAUUGAAUAUAGUUAAAAAGACAACAUGUUUGUAUGUCAUUUGCUAUGAUUCGGAUUUAUAAGACAAUUUGAAAGUUUAGAUAGUGAGACAGUCAAACCAAUGGAUGCUUUACUUGUAUUGAGUGGUAUUUUACUUACUUUAAUAACAUUACUUGUGUUGUCAUGGUGGACAAAAUGGUUCAGUAAAAAAAGCUAUCCAUCUGGCCCAUUUGGGUUUCCUAAACUGGGGCACCUGCCUUUAUUAGGAGAAAAACCGGAGUUAAAGUAUUUGCAGUGGCGGGGAAAGUACGGAGAUAUUUUCCGUAUCCGCUUUGGUAGUUGGGAUACGAUAAUUGUAAAUGGAUAUGGAGCCAUUAAAGACGCAGCGGAACGGAAAGACGAUGCCUUUUCCGGGAGACCCGAAUUCGUUUCACAAAUUGCUAUCAAAGAAGCAUUUGAUGGUUUAGAAGCUGUAAGUUUUUGCAACUAUUCUCCGACGUAUCUUCAAGUCAGGAAACGGACAACAACGGCCGUACGAACAUAUAUCAAUAAGUGCGAUUAUCCUCCGAAUGAACUAUUUCGGGAAGAAGCUGAAAAAUUAACAGAAAAACUAUUGAGAUAUGCAUGUGAUGAGCCCGUAUCUUUAGAUUUAGAUAUUCAGUUGGCUGUAAUAGGUACGUUGUAUCAGAUGCUUUACGGCAGAGGAAAAGAAGAUGAAAUAAAACCACACUUGAACUUAAUCAUUGAAUCAUCGGACACGUUUACAAAAUUGGUCGAGUCUGGAAAUGUAGUUGAUGUUAUUCCUUGGUUACGACAUGUGAAAAAAAUGGAGGUAGACCAAUUCAAAAAAGCGAUAACAGCAACUUAUGGCAUCACAAAAUCGAAGAUUUCUGAACAUAGAACUUCAUACCAGAAUGGCCAAACACGAGAUAUUUUAGAUGCCUUAUGUGAGCAAUCAAAGGAUUUACCUGAUGAUGAUAAUAACAGUAACAUAUCAGCCACACUUUUACAGUUUCAAAUCACGGCAUUGCAAGGUGCCGGGUUCGGAACAACAAAUCGCUUGUUACUGUUCAUCAUCUUAUAUCUGACUAAAUAUCCAGACAUACAGGAGCGUGCCCAGAGAGAGAUUGGUCAAGAAUUAGGAAGCAACAGGAAUAUUUCUGAAAAAGAUCAGGCGAGCCUUCCGUACGUAAUGGCAACUAUCCUUGAAGUUAUGAGAAAAGCAUCAAUAACUCCAUUCGCUCUACCCCAUUUUACACUGCAUGACACAAAACUGCGAGAGUAUGACAUCGACAAAGGCACAGUUGUCUUUUUUAACUAUCAUUCAGUAGCAAACGAAGAGUCAUAUUGGGGUGAUCCGGAAAUCUUUAGACCCGAAAGACUUCUUGAUGAUUCUGGUAAGUUGGACAAGAAGAAAGCCUCGCAUAUCCUUCUA
This is a messenger RNA of Ruditapes philippinarum (Manila clam), 1652 nucleotides long. RefSeq names its product cytochrome P450 1A1-like. The transcript has a single exon. Gene Ontology annotation, biological process: progesterone metabolic process; hormone biosynthetic process. Lineage: Eukaryota; Metazoa; Mollusca; Bivalvia; Venerida; Veneridae. The record is from RefSeq and is a predicted model, not a curated record. The annotation marks the transcript as partial. Gene Ontology annotation, molecular function: steroid 17-alpha-monooxygenase activity; heme binding; iron ion binding.